UUCAUGAACAUUAACGGAUCAAAGUCCAUUUUCCUUAUUCUCUCUUCCAAGAACAUAUAAUUAAUCAAUAAUCCAUCAAUCUCUAACGUUCCCCUAUGGCAGCUGAUGCUUCAAGUGAUCCAACUUUUCCAACCCACACAAAAGCUUGGUACUACUCUGAACAUGGUGCACCAAAUGUUCUCAAAUUUGAUCCCAAUUGGCCCUUACCCCAACUCAAAGAAGACCAAGUGCUCAUCAAGGUCAUUGCUGCAUCCCUUAAUCCCAUUGAUUACAAGAGGAUGAACGGGUUGUACAAGAUUUAUGACCCUCAUUUACCUACUGUUCCAGGGUUUGAUGUUGCUGGUGUGGUGGUAAGAGUGGGAAGUGAAGUGAGGAAAUUCAAGGUGGGGGAUGAAGUAUAUGGUGAUAUCAACGAGGAAGGAGUAACAAACCUAAAGGCCCUUGGCACUUUGUCUGAGUAUACUAUCGCAGAAGAGAGGCUAUUAGCACACAAGCCACCAAAUCUAAGCUUUGUUGAAGCUGCUGCCAUUCCUGCAGCACUUGAAACUGCUCAUGAAGGCCUUCAAAGAGCUGAGUUUUCUGCUGGAAAAUCUAUCCUUGUUGUGGGAGGAGCUGGUGGAGUUGGUCACUUUGUUAUUCAGCUUGCAAAGCAUGUUUAUGGCGCAUCAAAGAUAGCAGCUACUUCUAGCACUGGAAAACUUGAACUUCUAAGGAAGUUGGGAGCUGACUGGGCUAUUGAUUAUACAAAGGAGAACAUUGAAGACUUAACAGAAAAGUUUGAUGUAGUCUACGACACCAUAGGAGAACCUGAUAGAGCAUUGAAGGCCGUUAAGGAAGGUGGAAAAGUUGUGACAAUAAUACCUCCAGGACUUCCACCAGCUAUAUUUUUCGUGCUAACUUCUAAAGGGUCAAUCUUAGAUGAGUUAAGACCUUACUUGGAGAGUGGUCAAGUGAAGCCAUUACUCGAUCCAAAGACCCCUGUGCCAUUUUCUCAGCUUAUUGAAGCCUAUUCCUACUUGGAAACCUCAAGAGCCAUAGGAAAAGUGGUCGUUUAUCCCAUACCUAACUAGCUCAAACGUCAUUAUUGAAUAUUAUUGCAUAUUAGUAACUGCUUUUGAUGGUGAAUAUUUAAAUAAAUAUAUAUAUCAUGUGUAUGUCCUAGUUAGUUAAGGUUUCAGAGUUCAGACAGUGUCUUUUUUCAUGUAAUAAAUUUGCCUAUUUAUAGAUCUCUAUUUUAUAUGAAAUCAAAGUCAAAGAAAGUUUACGAUAUUCAUGUAUUCUAGAUUUAUCCAUAACCUUCUAUAGAUGGAUUUCU
Cajanus cajan (pigeon pea) is the source of this 1315-nucleotide messenger RNA. RefSeq names its product 2-methylene-furan-3-one reductase. Lineage: Eukaryota; Viridiplantae; Streptophyta; Magnoliopsida; Fabales; Fabaceae. The record is from RefSeq and is a predicted model, not a curated record. Gene Ontology annotation, molecular function: oxidoreductase activity, acting on the CH-CH group of donors, NAD or NADP as acceptor; zinc ion binding.